Messenger RNA from Podarcis muralis (Common wall lizard), 1522 nucleotides. It is a transcript of the gene NME7, whose product is annotated as NME/NM23 family member 7. NCBI's taxonomy places the organism in Eukaryota, Metazoa, Chordata, Lepidosauria, Squamata, Lacertidae. Gene Ontology annotation, molecular function: ATP binding; nucleoside diphosphate kinase activity. The record is from RefSeq and is a predicted model, not a curated record. Gene Ontology annotation, cellular component: centrosome; axonemal microtubule. Gene Ontology annotation, biological process: GTP biosynthetic process; UTP biosynthetic process; CTP biosynthetic process.
UAUGCGCGCGCCGGGAAAGAGGCGUGGCUUCGGUUGCUAAGAAGCGGUUUUGGUUGGCGAGCGGGCAGAGCUGGACCGUUUUGUUGUUGGAGGGAGCUGGUGCUGCUUGGGUUGAGGCAGAGGAGCGUGAAGGGCAGGCGAGGACGGUACCAUGAGCCAGGAUGAAAGAUACGCUUUCAUUGCAGAGUGGUAUGAUACAAAUGCUUCACUUUUCCGACGCUAUGAGCUUCUGUAUUACCCAAAAGAUGGAUCAGUGGAGAUGUAUGACAUGAAGAACCGCUGCCGAUUUCUAAAUCGCAUCAAAUAUGAAGAUCUGCAGUUUAAAGAUUUGUUUGUGGGCAACAAAAUUACUAUCUUCUCACGCCACCUCAAUUUGGUUGACUAUGGGGAUCAAUAUACUUCCCGCAUGUUGGGCAGUCGCAAAGAAAGAACCUUGGCUUUAUUGAAACCUGAUGUAGCACUCAAACUUGGAGAUGUCAUUGAUAUGAUUAUUAGAGCUGGUUUUACAAUAACUAAAGCCAAAAUGACAAAAGUUUCAAGGGCAGAAGCAAUAGAUUUCUACGCAGAUCACCAAGCUAAGCCUUAUUACAAUGAGCUUCUUGAAUUUAUGACAAGUGGCCCCGUUGUUGCCAUGGAGAUCUUGGGAGAUGAUGCUAUAAGCCGAUGGAAGAAUUUACUAGGACCUGCAAAUUCUUCUGUGGCCCGUACUGACGCCCCAAAUAGCGUUAGGGCAUGUUUUGGAACUGAUGGCAUAAGAAAUGUAGCUCAUGGUCCAGAUUCUUUUUCUUCUGCUGCUAGAGAGCUGGAGUUGUUCUUUCCCUCCAGUGGAGGCCGUGGACCUGCAAACACUGCAAAAUACACACACUGUACUUGUUGUGUUAUUAAGCCUCACGCAGUUAAAGAAGGUCUGACUGGGAAGAUAAUAAAAGCAAUACUUGAUGGAGGAUUUGAUAUUUCAGCCUUGCAGAUGUUCUAUAUGGACCGCGCAAAUGCAGAGGAAUUCUACUCAAUUUACAAAGGUGUUGUUGCUGAAUAUGCUGAGAUGGUUGUAGAACUUUGCUCAGGCCCUUGUGUCGCUCUAGAGAUUAGGCAAGUAGAUCCUGAAAAAGUAUUCAGAGACUUCUGCGGGCCUUCCGAUCCGGAAAUAGCUCGUUUUCUGCGUCCUGGCACGCUCCGUGCUAUCUUUGGUAAAAACAAGAUCCAAAAUGCUGUUCACUGCACGGAUCUUCCAGAGGAUGGUCUUUUGGAGGUCCAGUAUUUUUUCAACAUCUUGGACAACUAGAGACGGCAGAAUUAUGGGGCUUACAAAAAACAAGCCACAGGAUGGAAGAUGUGUGUUUAUUCAUUUAUUGACCAAUGUUUUAACCUGACUGAAAUACAAGAUCAACAAGAGCACUGUAUUUUCCUGGCUAUUACAUAUGUUAGAACAUAGAGGUUUGCACUUUAGACAACAUUUAACACCAGUUGAUGGGGGUAACUGCAUUGCUUUUCAUAAAGUUCAAAAUAAAGAUUUAUUUUCAAA